AUGCCUUCUCGACGGUCGCAUACCAAAUCCCACCACGGGUGUCGGCAGUGCAAGGCGAGGAGAGUCAAGUGCGAUGAGACGAGCCCUCAGUGCCAGCGCUGUGUGAAGCGACAAAUCCCCUGUUCGUUCCUCGAGAAUGGCUCCGAAGGGUUUCCGACGCCCCCGGGAAAUACGUCCAUCCAUGACACAUCGACUCCCAAGAGCUUGGACCAUCAGCAUUCAGACCCCGAGAAGACACGCCAUGCCGCACAGUCGACUCCCCAAGCCUCGUCGCCGCUGGCAACAGACAAAGACUCGGCCAAUGCUGACAAGCGCUUUGAUCUCCUGGAUCUGGAGCUCAUCCAACAUUACUCUACCCGGACUUACAUGACCAUGUCCUCGAGGCUCGCCACCCACGCUGUCUGGCGUGACACGGUCUUUGCAGAGGCCUUGCGCCAUGACUAUCUCCUACACGGCUUGAUGGCCACUUCGGCCCUGCAUAAGGCGACUUUGCUGCUGAAGUCGUCGGAUGCGUAUGCCGAGUAUUCCAAGGUCGCCCUGGCUCACCAGAAUGCUGCCUUGGCUGGAUUCAUUCCGGCGGUCAGCAAACCCAAUCAGGACAACGGCAUUGCCUUAUUCUCUGUGUCCCUUCUUCUUACGAUAUGGGCUUUUGCCUCCAAGAAACUGCCAGAGGGUCUUAACAGGGUGAAGCUGAACUUCGGCACAGGCGAAUCAUCCCCUGGUAUCACCCUGCCCAUGGACUCGCCGACAGCCGACUUCAUCGAAAUCAUCAUGAUCCUCAGGGGGAUAUACGCCGUGAUUAGAGAGACUGAUACGUGGCUUCAGGGUGACAUCGAAGAGCUGCUGCGCUAUCCUCGUACAGAAGAUCUACCGCCGCAUUCGCCAGAGGUGGAGGAGACCUUCGCCACGCUGCGCAAAGCCCUGGAAGAUCCUCAACUGUCGUCACUAUGGGAGGGCGAAGACCCUCAACGAAUGAGGAAUCUCUUCCUUGAGCAAAUGGAGCAGUUGCGCGACAUCUCGAGAUGUCGUUCCGUGGUCGAAUGGGAUGGCCACAUCUUUUCCUGGCUGAUCAUGGCACCACCGCCCUUCAUCCACUGUCUCAAGCAGAGCAACCCCAUGGCUCUAGCAAUAUUUGCUCAUUGGGCUGCCAUGUUCCGAUGCAUGGACCAUCACUGGUGGGCAAAUGGCUGGGGCUACAGCUUGGUCGUGGAUGUGUCGAGCCUGCUGGAUAUUGUGUGGGCAAGAUACUUGGAUUGGCCAAGAAGACAAGUCGGUCUCGUGUUUCAAGGCGGUGGAGCUUUCGAUGCCCGCCGGAUGACCUGA
Molecule: messenger RNA, 1323 nt
Organism: Cladophialophora immunda
Lineage: Eukaryota; Fungi; Ascomycota; Eurotiomycetes; Chaetothyriales; Herpotrichiellaceae
Exons: 2
Coding region: 1-1323 (440 amino acids)
Biological process (GO): regulation of transcription by RNA polymerase II
Molecular function (GO): zinc ion binding; DNA-binding transcription activator activity, RNA polymerase II-specific
Source: RefSeq, a predicted model, not a curated record